AUGCCACGCAACACCAAGAGAAUAAAGGGUGCCGCUGCGCGCCCUAAGCCAGGCAAGCCAUCUGGGCCUGCCAACCCAUCCAAGGGCCAAGGCAAGGGCCAGCAAGGCCAGAAUCAGAGCAACAAUGGCAAUGCACAGAAGAAGGGCCCUGUACAAGCAAAUCAAAGACCCAUUGUCCCAUUUUUGAGGAAGGAUCGAGUGCUCUUGAUCGGUGAAGGAGACUUCUCAUUCGCCCGCUCACUAGCAAAGCAAUAUAAAUGCCGCAAUCUCUGCGCAACAAGCUAUGACUCCAAAGAAACACUCUACAACAAAUACCCGCAAGUGGAAGAAAACCUGAAAACGAUCCUGGCCUCAAAUCCCAAACAAGAGCAGGACCGGCCCAAAGUCCUCUUUUCCGUGGACGCACGCAAACUCGGCACCCAAACCGGCGGCGGCAAAGAACUCCUCCGCGGUUUCACGCGCCGCGAGCGCAAAAGACCGGCCUGGUUCAACCCUUCCACUCCAGAUGAACCGUACCAGCCUGGCGGGGCGUGGGAUGUGAUCUGUUUCAAUUUCCCGCAUGUGGGCGGGCUCUCGACGGAUGUUAAUCGGCAGGUAAGGGCGAAUCAGGAAUUGCUGGUUGCUUUCUUCAAGGCUUGUGUGCCGCUUGUUUCGAAGCCGCCGCCUUUGAUGGAUGCCGACGAGGGGGAGUAUGAGUAUGAAGAUGGGGAGGGGAGUGAUGAUGAUGAAGACGAGGAAGAAGAAGAAGACGAUGGUGAAGGUGAAGAGGGCGAAGCCAAAGAUGAUGCAACCACGGGUAAAGGGGUGCGUACUGGUGCUGGCCAGAUACUUGUUACGUUGUUCGAGGGAGAACCUUAUACGCUUUGGAACAUCAAGGAUCUGGCGAGGCAUGCGGGGUUGGUUGUUGUAACUAGUUUCCGAUUUCCGUGGAGUUCUUACGAAGGGUAUUCGCAUGCACGGACGGUAGGACAUAUUGAGGGGAAGGAUGGGGAGAGAGCUGGCUGGAAGGGGGAGGAUCGGGAGGCGAGGAUGUAUGUAUUUGAGGUGAAACCGAAGGAGAAGAAGAGUGGGAAGAAGAGAAAUCGGGAUGAUUCUAGUGAUAGUGAGUAG
Molecule: messenger RNA, 1110 nt
Organism: Penicillium soppii
Lineage: Eukaryota; Fungi; Ascomycota; Eurotiomycetes; Eurotiales; Aspergillaceae
Product: 25S rRNA (uracil2634-N3)-methyltransferase
Exons: 2
Coding region: 1-1110 (369 amino acids)
Biological process (GO): rRNA base methylation
Cellular component (GO): cytoplasm
Molecular function (GO): rRNA (uridine-N3-)-methyltransferase activity
Source: RefSeq, a predicted model, not a curated record